Molecule: messenger RNA, 1043 nt
Organism: Moneuplotes crassus
Lineage: Eukaryota; Ciliophora; Spirotrichea; Euplotida; Euplotidae
Source: the annotation of a GenBank genome assembly
CAAAAAUGAAGCGGAAUGAACUAAGAUCGAGGAAUAUGGGGUAUUUCUUGCCCCAAACAAAUACACAUGAACAGGUCUCCAAGCCUCUCUUUUUCACAAAUAUUCAUGAAACAGCCAGACAUCAAAGAAAUUACCAACAAGUUGAGAGCGAAGAGAGGCAGAGUGAUUUUGUCUACUCCAAAUUCUAUGAUAACAAUAAUAAGCAUAUUAACAAGGAUUUCCGUCGAGAAUCUGCCAAAGAGUUUAGUAGUCUCCUUCAACAAGAGACUCAUCAGAAGGCAAAUUUUGGUGCUAAAAUUCCACAAUACCGGACAGUCGAUAGUCAAUGUUCGUACGGAAAUAUGAAAUCAAACUUUUUGAAAUACCAGGAUUCAGUAGCGAAAGAUGAAUAUUGCCAGCUUGGACAGCCCAAGGAAGGUUCCAGUGCUAUUUACGACUCCAUGCAAUUCUUGUCCAUGAAGAGAGAAAAAUCAAUGAAUAAAAAUAAUGAUUCAGGAAGUUACCUCAAAAAGGAUAAGAGUAACCCGACUUUAAAGUACCAUGCUUAUGAUCCUAGCAGAGGCAUCAAUCUGAACAUUGCCAAGGGUAACUCCCAUAAGCGAGCAAACAUGGGUAGAGAAGACGGCACUGAGCUUAGUGGGGGAAGAAUUAAUAACUAUUUCUCAAAUCAAACCUUCAUUGUCAAGUCUAAGAACCAGCCAAGGCAGGGAGCUCUAAAUGAAGAUCUUUCGAUGCAGAAUUUACUCUGAGAUAGUUUUGACGAAAAACAGCCAGACUCUCCAGACUCUGUAAAUUCAAUGUAUGAUCAGAGAAGCAAGAAGAUAGAACAAAUAGCAGACCGGCAAUAAAAAUUUGCUCUUCAGUCAGGACUAAUUUUAUCCAGAGAGAUAAAUUCUUAAUAAAGCCAUAUCUCAAGUACGAUGAUAAAGAAAAUCCUCAAAGAAGGACCACAGGUAGAGACCAGAAGCAUAUAUCUCCAGGGAAAUCAAACGCUUCUUAUCACUCACACUACCCCGAUAAUGAUGGGUCUCCAGCCUCACUAG